This is a messenger RNA of Lepus europaeus (European hare), 1002 nucleotides long. RefSeq names its product zinc finger BED-type containing 3 (gene ZBED3). Lineage: Eukaryota; Metazoa; Chordata; Mammalia; Lagomorpha; Leporidae. Gene Ontology annotation, molecular function: transcription cis-regulatory region binding. Gene Ontology annotation, biological process: regulation of transcription by RNA polymerase II. The record is from RefSeq and is a predicted model, not a curated record. The coding region runs from base 1 to 1002 and encodes 333 amino acids. The transcript is spliced from 4 exons.
AUGGUGCCGCCCACCGUCUCACUGCUGCACGUCUUCAACACGAGGGCCCCCGACCCUCAGAGGCCCCCCCGCCCCGGCCCCGCCUGCCAGGCACCACCGAGCAGCAGGGCGCGCGUCCCGCCGACGGGGGUCGCUGUCCCUGGAGCCCCCGCCGCCGCGCGCACCGCCCAGCCCGCCGGCCUCAAGGCCCCAGAGCGCACUCGGCCGGGCGGCGGCCAUCGACCGCGGACCCGCGAGGCCUGCGGGGACGGUGUGCGUGUGUGCGGCUCUGCCUGUCUCUCCCCCAGUGCAAGGGUCGCACACGAUAAAGUUACCUUUUAUGGGAGGUUGCUGGGCCAGUCACAGCCCGGGUACGGACCAGCACCUAUGCCCCCCGGCCGCCUGGGCGCGCCCUACUCCGAAGCCUGGGGCUACUUCCACCUGGCACCCGCGCGCCCAGGGUGCCCGUCGGGCCACGGUGCCACCUGUCGCCUGUGCGGGGAGCAGGUGGGCGGUGGGACCGCGGCACUGUGGCAGCACCUGGAGCGCGCGCACCGGCCCGAGCUGGAGAAGAGCGGAGCCCGCCGGCCUGCACCGGGGCCCGCGGCAGAGCGCGCCGAGGGCGACUGGGCGCGCCUGCUGGAGCAGAUGGGCGCGCUUGCCGUGCGCGGCAGCCGGCGCGAGCGCGAGCUGGAGCGGCGCGAGGCGGCCGUGGCCCGGGCGAGCCGGGAGCUGCAGGCAGAGCGCGAGGCGCUGCGGGAGGCGGAGCGAGCUGUGGCCCGGGCGAGCCGGGAGCUGCAGGCCGAGCACGAGGCGCUGCGGGAGGCGGAGCGAGCCGUGGCCCGGGCGAGCCGGGAGCUGCAGGCCGAGCGCGAGGCGCUGCGGGCGCGGCUGCAGGAGCUGAGCGCGGCCGAGCGCGGGACCGCGGCGCCGCCUGGGGAGCCCCAAGCGGGCGACACAGCCCCUGUAGGACGGGGCGCAGCCGUCGGCCCGGCAAAGGGAGUUGCUGGGCAGCGCGAGUGA